AUGAGACAGUACGACGAUGUCAUAUCUUUCCUGGGAACAUGGCAGCCAUUUCAGAGAAGAAUCUUUUUGGCCUUAGCCAUCAGCAUCCUUCCCAACGGUUUUGUGGGAAUCUACAUAGUUUUUGUAGGAGACACACCACCACAUGAAUGUCUGAUUCCAAAGGAGCAUAACAUCAGUGAGAUGUGGAGAAAUGUUACCAUUCCAAUGGUGAUGCAGGAUGGUCAGCUGAAGCAUAGCUCUUGCAGCAGGUACAAUCUGGCCACGGUGAAAAACUUCUCCAAGUUAAAUUACAUCCCGAAUGUGGAUGUGAAUGUUAGUGAGAUAGCACUGGAGAGCUGUCUGGAUGGAUGGAAGUACAGCAAAGAGAUGUACCAGUCAACAAUUGUUACUGAGUGGGACUUAGUCUGUGAAAAUGAGUAUAAAGUUCCUCUAACAUCUUCAUUCCACUAUGCUGGUGCCCUUGUGGGAACGUUUCUAUCAGGUCAAAUAUCUGACAGGUUUGGAAGAAAGCCAGCACUUUUUUCCAUGAUGGUUAUGCAGACAUUGACUAUUUUCAUCCAGAUAUUCUCUCCAAACUGGGAAUUCUUCAGUGUAGUUUUCUUCCUGGCUGGGUUUGGUGGCAUCUCCAACUACCUCAUUGCCUAUGUUCUUGGAUCGGAGAUACUUGGCCCCAGUGAACGAGUAGUCUUCUGUUCACUGGGAGUCUUCUUAAGCUCAGCUUUGGGUUACAUGGCCAUGCCGGCAGUAGCUUAUUUUAUUCGAGAAUGGAGGUGGCUCGUGGUGCCUAUGGCAGCCUCAGGUCUCCUAUACAUACCAUUGUGGUGGUUUAUCCCAGAGUCUCCGCGAUGGCUGCUCUCUCAGGGAAGAGUGGAGGAGGCUGAGGCCAUACUGAGAGAUGCCGCCAAGAAAAACAAAGUCACAGCACCAGAGGUCAUCUUCACUCCAACAGAGAUUCAGGAUGCAGUAGCCAAGCAGGACAGGAAGUACAGUAUUUUAGAUAUUGUAAGAAACUGCAACGUGCUUGCUGUCACGGUUCUCUGCGCACUUUUAUGGAUGAUCAUCACAUUGGGGUAUUUCAGCUUGAUUCUGAAUACCUCUAAUCUUCAUGGUAACGCCUACCUCAACUGCUUCCUGUCCGCAGUAGUAGAAGUACCAGCCUACGUCAUUGCCCUGUUACUUCUGAAGUACUGUUCCAGACAUUUCUGUCAGUCCUCCACACUGCUCCUUGGAGGAGCAGUCAUUCUCCUCAUUCACCUGGUACCUUUAGACAUACCUGAGUUGGCAAUCUUCCUGGAGAUGGUUGGGAAGUUUGGAAUCACUGCGGCUUUCUGUGUGGUCUACGCCGUGACCUCAGAGCUUUUCCCCACGGUGAUCAGAAACAUGGCCAUGGGUACUUGCUCUAUGGCUGCACGCAUAGGAACCAUCAUCUCUCCUUUCAUCAUAUAUCUGGGUACAUACUACAAGUAUUUACCAUACAUUCUAAUGGGAAGUCUUGCUGUUUUUGGUGGUCUGUUCUGCUUCCUCCUCCCUGAAACAUUUGGAAAGGCCCUGCCGGAAACUAUCGAACAAAUGCAGAGCAUUAGAGGGUGA
This is a messenger RNA of Chanos chanos (milkfish), 1590 nucleotides long. RefSeq names its product solute carrier family 22 member 5-like. NCBI's taxonomy places the organism in Eukaryota, Metazoa, Chordata, Actinopteri, Gonorynchiformes, Chanidae. The transcript has 9 exons. Gene Ontology annotation, cellular component: membrane. The record is from RefSeq and is a predicted model, not a curated record. Gene Ontology annotation, biological process: transmembrane transport. The coding region runs from base 1 to 1590 and encodes 529 amino acids. Gene Ontology annotation, molecular function: transmembrane transporter activity.